Hyla sarda is the source of this 2655-nucleotide messenger RNA. Its product is annotated as vomeronasal type-2 receptor 26-like. The transcript is spliced from 6 exons. The record is from RefSeq and is a predicted model, not a curated record. Gene Ontology annotation, biological process: G protein-coupled receptor signaling pathway. Gene Ontology annotation, molecular function: G protein-coupled receptor activity. The coding region runs from base 1 to 2655 and encodes 884 amino acids. Gene Ontology annotation, cellular component: membrane. NCBI's taxonomy places the organism in Eukaryota, Metazoa, Chordata, Amphibia, Anura, Hylidae.
AUGUCUCUGCGUUCAGUCGUUCCUGCUGUGUUCAUUCUGUAUUUAACACUUUGUAUGACUUUGGCCUCAUCGCCUACCUGUAAGCUGAAAAUGAAAAAAGCAAUAGAAGAUUAUGGAUAUUAUCAAGAUGGGGACAUAAUAAUCGGAGGAAUAUUUACAGUUAAUCAGAAUAUGGAUGAAUUUCCCCCCGAUACUUUCCCGACGGUGAUGUUUUGUAAUGGACCUCUUUUAUCCAAUUACAAAUACUUUUUGGAUUUUCGAUUUGCCAUUGAGGAAGUCAAUAAAAAUCCCCAUCUGUUACCCAAUGUGACAUUGGGAUAUUAUGUGUCUGAUUCCUGUAUCAAUGCCAAUAAAGCUGUGAAAAGUGCAAUACAAAUAUUAUCAGGCCCUGGAGCUACUGUACCCAACUACUACUGUACAGGAAAAGAGAACAUUGCGGGUUUUAUUGGGGAUCUUCUAUCGGUAACAACUCUAUCCAUAGCACAAUUACUGAAUGUGUACGGAUAUACACAGAUCAGCUAUGGAGCUACAGACCUGCUGCUCAGUGACAGGAGUAUCCAUCCGUAUCUUCUCCAUGCAACGCAUAGCGACCAUGUCUACUUUUCUGCUGUUAUAAGAUUAUUGAAGCAUUUUUCAUGGAGCUGGGUUGGAAUUGUAACCAGCGCCGAUGAAAGUGGAGUCAAGGAGAGUCAAACGUUGUCUUCAUUUCUUCAUAGCCAAGGCAUCUGUGUGGAGUUUACUGCUAAAAUUGUCUCUUUAAGAGCUUAUAAUGUUGAUAUAAAUAGCAGAAACGUACUAUUCAUAAAUGAGAAAAACAAGAAGAUUAUCUCAAGCUCGUCCUCUAAUAUUAUUCUUAUUAGUGGAACAGUUUCUUACUACAUGGCUGCCAUCUUACUACUGCCCGACUAUGUUCUAAAGACAAAGACUUUUAUCCUUCCACCAAGCUGGUUAACCAGUCAUGAAAUAGUACAACAAUGUUCUCAGGCAUUUAACUGUUGUCUGGGAUUUCUUCAUUAUAUGAAUACUCAUAUAGAAUAUAAUGGACAUAGAGAGUUCUUAAAGAAUCCAUACGAAACAGGCGAAAUGAUGCAAUUUCUUAAGAACGUCCAUCCAUCCAACUAUCCAGAUGAUAAGAUGCUUGAAGAUAUCUGGAUGACCGGUUUUGGGUGUUUGACAACAAAUCUAUAUAAAAAUAGAGCAUUUGAAAUAUUUUUAAAAAAGAGACUGCACAACUGUUCGGGAGAUGAGGAUAUAGCAGAAAUCCCAUAUUCAAUGGUCAAUAUACGCCCUCCUGUUGUAUACGAUGCCUUACUAGCCAUUGCUUAUGCACUGGAUGCUAUGCUUGUUUCUGCGGGAAAGGAAUUUCAUGGGAAGAAAAUGAAAAGUCAUAAAUACAGACAUAAGUUAAAUCGAUACUUGAAGUAUAUUUAUUCCAAAAAUGGAUCAGAGAAGAGAUUGUACUACGAUGAGAAGGGAGGAAUGAACAUAGUUUAUAUGAUAUAUAACUGGGUGAUGAUAAGAAAAACAUUUCUCAAAAUUAACCAAGUGGGAACUUUCGUGCCAUGGGAAUCAUCAGAAAAGCAGCUUUACAUCAACACAUCACUGGUAACCUGGAAGAAUGAAGAGCUACCAAGAUCUCAAUGUUCAGAAAAUUGUCCACCUGGUAGCAGGAAGAUCAAGAAUAAUAAGAAGCCGAUCUGCUGUUAUGACUGUGUAAUGUGUUCUGAAGGAGAAAUAUCCAAUAUCACUGAUAGUGAAAACUGCAUAAAAUGUUUACUCAUAGAAUGGUCAAGCAAUAAAAGAGAUCGAUGUCUUCCCAGGCAGGAGGAAUUCCUCGCCUAUUCUGACAGUCUCGCUAUAACAUUAUUGACCUUUGCUCUUCUGUUUUGGACAAUAUCUGUUCUGAUAUUAGGAAUAUUUGUCUCAAAUAAAAAUUCACCAAUUGUGAAGGCAAAUAACAAGGACCUGAGCUUCAUCCUUCUCGUCUCACUCUCAUUGUGCUUUAUCUGUGUGUUUUUAUUUAUUGGUCGUCCUUCUGAUAGGACCUGCAAAUUUCGACAAAUAGUUUUUGGCAUCAUCUUCUCCAUCUCUGUGUCUUGUAUAUUGGCCAAAACCAUCACUGUCUAUACGGCUUUUAAAAUAUCCAGACCUGGAAGUCCAUGGCGAAAGCUGAUGGGAAUGAAAGUGUCCAACUCUAUAGUUGUAUUGGCCUCAGCCAUUGAGGUUAUUAUCAGCAUUAUUUGGCUAUACUUCUCUCCCCCAUAUCUGGAGCAGGACACACAUUCCUAUCAGAGAAGGAUCAUCAUUCAGUGCAAUGAGGGAUCUCAAGUUGCCUUUUUUGCAAUUCUGGGUUAUUUAUUUUUCCUGGCAGCUAUUAGUUUUACUGUAGCAUAUUUGGCUAGAACAUUACCAGAUCGAUUUAAUGAAGCCAAGUACAUCACAUUCAGUAUGCUGGUGUUCUGCAGUGUCUGGAUUUCUAUGGUACCGUCUUAUCUGAGUUCUAAAGGAAAAUACAUGGUGGCCGUAGAAGUUUUUUCUAUAUUGGCAUCAAGUGCUGGACUUUUAGGCUUUAUAUUUUUCCCAAAGUGCUACAUUAUUUUCCUCAAGCCUGAAAUUAAUAAAAGAAGUGUAAUGCACAGGACUGUAAAAUUAUAA